Molecule: messenger RNA, 589 nt
Organism: Trichobilharzia regenti
Lineage: Eukaryota; Metazoa; Platyhelminthes; Trematoda; Strigeidida; Schistosomatidae
Source: the annotation of a GenBank genome assembly
AUUCCAUACUUGUACCAAAAAUACGGUGUGGAAUCAAGCUGUAAUCAAAAAUAAUAAAUAAAUAAAUGCCUAUCCAUGAUAUGUGCUUGCACUUUGCCUUCCUUUCCAGAAAUAAACCAAUUGACUCAACGGGUAAUAAAUCUCAGUCAUUUGCAACACCUGUCAGUGAUAGCUUAUGGUAAGUUGAAAAAUUUGGAGUCGAGUAUUUUGCAAGGCGCUUCCAACAGUCUAGUAUGUCGUAAAGGUUGAGUCGGAGGUGAGUUAGCAUCUCACACUCAGAUUUUUCGAGUACUAUGCGGAUACUUGUCUCGAUGAUUAGAAACGAUGGACUUACAACAUUUUAUCUGUUUUCUCACAUGCGCCUGUUUAAGUAUACAUAUCAAGUGAACCUUUUUUGACUACAAACUCCAUCUUCUCUUUAUAGAAACCAGAUCAAUCUAUGAGAAAGUUAAGGCGAGUAUGAGGGAUGAAUACCACUCACUGACAGGACAUUUACUACCGUAAUCCAUGUCAGAUGUACAUAAGUAUUCGACUGUCUUCACGAAUCAUUUGAAGACAACGUGACUCUUCUUUUCUCUUUCACUUGAUU